CCUAUUAAAUGGUAAGUACCACAAAAGCACUCGAUAACUUAAAAUGUAAAAUUCACAUAUAAUAAAUGGUACUUUCUGUGUACCUACUCAGCUCUAAUUAAUAUUAAGUACAACAAAAAACACUAUAAGGUACUGAAUAAGUACUAUGUAAUUACCCAUCUUCCUAGAUAUGGUGAAUACAAUGAAACACAUAAACCUGCUAAGUAAGUAGAAAAUAAACUCUGGGUUAUUUUUUACAGUACUUCAAAUGUACUUUCUGUUCUUGUUACACAUGAUAAAUACCAUGAAACAUACAAUAAGUAAAGAAGUACAUUCAAUGUACUUUAUUUGUACUUGCAUGUGGUAAGUACUACAAAAAACACAUAAACGCAACAUGUAAAAAUACCCAGUAUGUACAGCAUAAAUACCCAGUAGGUACCACAUAAAUACAAACCAAAUAGAGUUUUUUGAGUACCAUGUAAAUGUACCAUACCCAAUAGGGCCCAUAAAAAGUACCAUGUAAAAUACCCUGAAAGUACUGUAGUGUUAAAUGAAGUAUUACCUUUGUGGGACCAAUAUUUACUGUUUUUUUGGUAAAAAAAAAAAAAAAAAUCUGAUAAUAGUUUAACAUACAUUUAAAAGAUUAUAUAAAGUUACCUAAAAAGAUAUUAUAAUAUAUAAAAUCCAGUAUUGUAUAAAACUCCAAAUAGUAAUUGUAAUGUUUAGUCCUCAGUAAUCUGAGUACUAAACCAUGAUUUUAACAACAUUCUUGGUGAUGAAUGUUUGUUUUUUUUUACUCUAAAUCUGCAGCACCAAAUACAGCCUAAAAUUCAAGCUCAGAUGUCGAGUCUGUGUCCAUCCUGACUGUUUCAGGGUGGAGCUGCAGGAGUUUUUAUAUGAGCUUUGAGAGGCGGAGAGGCAGCAUCCAAAACCCCGAGUGAGUCAGAUGAUGCUGCCGGAGGAUGCAGGACAAACCAGAUUCCCAGACUGCUCAUCAUUUUCAGAUACAUAGAGUCACCAGAAAGCUUUAAUGCAACAAAUUGUUGUGUUUUGAGGAGUACAUUAAAUUCAGGAUGAAAAAAAAUCAAGACUAAAUAAGAUAAAUAUGUCAGUAAAGGACACUGGCUAAAGCAUCCCCCCAGCACUGAGAGCUGAGAAUAUCUGCCUUAAUCGGAUUAGAGAGAUAAUUAAUUUUACCACAAUAUUUCAUCAUGUAAUGAAAUUUGAUCAUUUGAUUUAAUUAUGAAAUCAUAUGCUUUCAGUCUGUUGUGACAAACAAAAAAUAGGUUUGAGAAGCUCAUGCAAAAACUAAAAUGUGCUUUUCUUAAAAGUCUAUAAGUUAUUCUGUACAGUUGCGAGACUUUCAAAAUAUAAUAAUUGAAUCAAGCUAUUCUUAAGAUAUGUUUUACUUCCAGAUCGGGCUCAUCUAAUCCACUUGCAAAAAAAAUUGAAGAACAUUUUCAAAAUAAAUCUUCAAAAUCAAAUAAAAAUACCCAGAGCAGCAAUCAAAUAACAAAUAACUCCUUCAUUGACAUACUGUUGCAUUCAACAUUAUCUUUUGAGAGCAAUACUAAAAUAAUAUGUGCCACCAGAAACUGUGGAAAUGCACCACUUAGUAGAAGUGGAACCAGUAGAAGAGCUCUUCAGCAAGGCAUUACAAAAACAAAGAGGAGAUUUCACAGAUCUGUUUUCACAUCAGUCCAACUCAUGCCCACUUAACUUCAGCCACAGCAUUGACAGAGCAGUCUCUCAACCACAACACAAUAUUAAACUGAUCCUUCACAUGUUUGGUUAAAGCUUUUAAUGGUUUUCUAAUUUUUACAACAUUUUUAGUUUGUUUUUUAAGCCAGAAAAAGGCUAUUUCUACCCAUUGAUUAAUUAUAUAAGUGUCUGAUUACUUUUCUUUUAUGACUUGUUUUUCAAGAACUUUGCUUAACAUGAUAAAUGGACAGACAUUUUACAAAUUCUUUAGCUUAUUGUGCUUCCUCUUACUUUCAGAAUAAAAGCCUUCCAAAGCAUACAGCAAGACUAGACAAAAAUUGGUCAAUAAAGGAAAUAAAAAUCAGUGGAUGAAAAAAAAAUAAUAAUAAUAAAAACAGUUUUAACAUAGGCUACAGUUCCAGUGACAUUCAACUUGUUGCUUACCUCUGUGAGGACCACACCAGGCUUUAGUUUGCAAUUAGACCAGCUGUUAGUGUUUGAUUUAAUUACUUCCAAGUGUAUUAAAAUCAUCUGCUUUAUUACUUUUUUCAUUUUUUGUUUUCUUAUAUAUUUUUUUGUUUAAACUUGUACUUUUAAAAUUUAAAUGUUGACAUUUCUAGUCAUGAAUGUAUUGCUUAUGGCAUCCCUGUUUUGUAGCAGAAACUGUUAAAAGUGACCAACUAAAAGGGAGUUUUGCUCUAUUGUCAUGUUCUUCAAUACACACUGAUGCACAAGUCCCUUCAGUCAGGAUGUCUGGGAUGGACUUCCUGUCGGAGGAGCAUAACGAGACUGGAAUCACUCCAAUAAACAACUUGACUUUCCUGCGUUUCUCCCCAACUUUUCCCUCUACGUCUGCAGCGGCCUCCUCGUCGGGGCGCCAGGGCAACGUCUACGUGUACGUGUGGCUGUUCCUCGGCCUGCUGGCGUUCCUGCUGACGCUCCUCAUCAUCUCCCUGCACAGGCUGAAAAACAUCAUCUCCUCUUCUUCCUCCAUCCCGGACUGCAGCAGCGAGGGAGGCAGUUCUUUCACGAACAUGGAGAUCUGUAGCAUUUCGUCGCAGAGGUCCACCAUAUCCACCAUUUCUGCCUGAGGGAGAUGCUUGAGAACAGCACAGACUCCAGAAUUUUUGCGCUCUCAUUUCAAAUCUCCUUAAUAUCCCAAAAGAACACUAAAGUUUGCUGACAGAACUUCACACAUGCAUGAUCCUGCCCUUAUGUCAGUCUCCAUGCUGACUUCCAGAGCACUAAAUGAUGGGAAAAGGACAUAUUUACCUUAAUUCACUGAUCUAUAAAUGUCAACUUUAAGGCUAUAUUUUCCAAAAUAAAUGGAAAGCAUGAUGGCAUUUCAUUUUUAAGAUAUUUCAGCUUUUUAAAGUGAGAUUUCAAAAAUAUAAUCUGUAGAAAACCCCCCAUUAAAAUGAAAUUAAAUAGAGAAAUGUGUGCAUGUCUCCAUGUAAAAAUGUGUUCAUAUGGAGACGAGGAAACAAUCGCAGUUAUAAGAAACCGACAAAAAGGAAGAAGCGUUGCCUCUGCUGACACUUCGGGUCAAAAGAGGCAAAAGCUACAAGGUGAUUUGAGUCAGAUCUGGCAACGCAGCUCUGUCCUGCCUGUCUGCUCGCACAGCUCCCGAUCCCCGUCUCCAUAGAGACCAAAGACGGAGGAGAAUCUGCGCAGCUGUCAGCCUCAUCUGUAUUCCAGGACGACGCCACAAUAAAGAUGAUUUCCCUUCAUUUGUGCUUCAGUGUAGCUAUAGGACAUGUUAAUGAAAAUUAUGCACAGAAUUUUGAGCUAAUUCGUCUUAUAAAAUCAUUUUGAGCACUGAAAACAACUACGAACCCAGUAAGUAACCCUGCUUUAGCAUAAAAGCAAGUCCUCACAUGUUUUAUUAAAGACAUCCCUUAAGCUUUAUUGAGUAUUAAAGCCUGUAAAAUCAAAUCAUACGGGAAACUAAUCCCUAUGGUCCAUUUUUAAUGGAGUAGAUAAGGGAGAAGCCUUUUUUAUUUAACAAUUUCAAAUUUUAUUUGAUCUUUUCUUUGUAUAUUAGUGUGUUAAUGGCCUAAUUUAAACAGCAAAUCACAAUCUGGGCACCGAUAGGGAUCCAAACUAAAGUAAUGUAAACAAGCAACAUGUGCAAGUUAAGCACAUUUAUCAUUUCAGUUUCUUUUUCUUAUUUUUCACUUGCAAACAUGGUUUUAAAAAUAAUAAAAAUGCAAACGUGGUUACAUUUGAAGAGCUGCUUCAAAGUUAAGAGUUUGUUCGUCAACCCCUGAGAGUUGUGACUGUCCAAAAAGAAUGAGAAGAACAAAAGAAUAAUCUCUGGAGAUGACAUCUGAGAGCCUUUCUGUUUACUGCAGAACAAGAGAUGUCAAAUAUGAAUGGUUGGUUGCUAGUUAGCCACAUUGCCAAAGGGAUUUUUCUUUUUUGGAGGGGGUCUCUGUGGUAAAGUACAACAACAAAAAUGGACGGAUAAUGUUGUUUUUGACAUUUCAGAGAAAUCUCUGGGACUCAUUUAAACCGCAUGAAUGCCAAAAACAAAGAAACACGCUUGCUGAUAUAAAUAUGGGAAUAAAAAUUCUAAAUUUGCCCUUUUUUUUUUCAAUUUGAUCCACAAACAACCUCAGUAAAAAGGGUGGACCAAAAUACAAGCCUGGUAAAACAUGAAUAUAAUAAUAAAAUAAUAAUAAUAUGUUGAAGUGGAUAUCAUGUCAAUCACAUUAAGAAAAAAAAUAAAGUAAAUAAAAAAAUAAAAGACUCAGCAGCAUACAAAUGCAUGUUAUAACAUGUAUUUUCAGAUUUUCUGCUUUCUAGGAGUUUCAAGAGUUUUAGGUUUAUUUUUUAGCCCAUCCUACUUAAAUUCAUUGCUGUUUAAAGGAAAUUUUGUUCAGAUCUUAGUACGUAUGCGUCCCUUUAAAUACCAACCUGUGCACAGCUGUGGAUAAAGCGCGUAAGUUGAUCCCCUUCCUUCACCCAGCAAUGGUUUAUCCAUGAGUGUGAAAUGAAUAUGCACGUUGAUAAAGGUUAACCAAAUCCUAAAUCAACUUUUUUUGGGCUGUUGACCUCGAUAAAUGGGGCUUUGAAAGCGUAGACUGUUGGUCAUUGCCAAUUUUUUGACAAAUUAAAAUAAAUUAAUGUUUAAUUCUUGAAAAUAUAGUCAAAACCCGUUUGUGUGCUG
Molecule: messenger RNA, 4852 nt
Organism: Oryzias melastigma (Indian medaka)
Lineage: Eukaryota; Metazoa; Chordata; Actinopteri; Beloniformes; Adrianichthyidae
Product: serine-rich and transmembrane domain-containing protein 1
Exons: 2
Coding region: 2307-2771 (154 amino acids)
Cellular component (GO): intracellular membrane-bounded organelle
Source: RefSeq, a predicted model, not a curated record